This is a messenger RNA of Choloepus didactylus (southern two-toed sloth), 3961 nucleotides long. RefSeq names its product MORN repeat containing 3 (gene MORN3). The transcript is spliced from 7 exons. The coding region runs from base 142 to 873 and encodes 243 amino acids. The record is from RefSeq and is a predicted model, not a curated record. NCBI's taxonomy places the organism in Eukaryota, Metazoa, Chordata, Mammalia, Pilosa, Megalonychidae.
GGCGGAGAUUGAGGCUGGAGCCUCCGAGGUCAGCUCCCGCCCGCCGGGCCUCGGGAGCCGGGAACCCCCCACAGGACACACUCGGCCUCUGAUGUCCCUAACCCCUCGUCAGCAGCCUCCGGCUCCAAAGAAUUGGCCAACAUGCCUAUGGUCAAGUGUCCCCCAAAGUCGGAUCCCCUGUGGAAGGAGUGGGCCCGGAAGGCCCAGAAGAACGGACUGAGGCACCAGGUCUACACUGUCAACGGGGACUGCUAUGUGGGCGAGUGGAGGGACAACAUGAAGCAUGGAAAAGGAACACAGAUCUGGAAGAAGAAAGGAGCCAUCUAUCAGGGGGACUGGAAAUUUGGGAAACGAGAUGGCUAUGGCACCCUCUGCCUUCCUGACCAAGACACAGGGAAGUCCCAGAAAGUGUACUCAGGCUGGUGGAAAGGCGAUAAGAGAUCGGGCUAUGGGAUCCAGUUUUUCGGACCCAAGGAGUAUUACGAGGGUGAGUGGUGUGGCAACCAGCGCAGCGGGUGGGGCCGCAUGUACUACCGCAACGGCGACAUCUACGAGGGCCAGUGGUUGAACAACAAGCACCACGGGGAGGGCAUGCUGCGCCUGAAGAACGGGAACCACUAUGAGGGCUACUGGCAGAGGGGCAUGAAGAACGGGUCGGGACGUUUCUUCCACCUGGACCAUGGUCAGCUGUUCGAAGGCUUCUGGGUGGACGACGUGGCCAAGUGCGGCACCAUGAUCGACUUUGGCCGUGACGAGGCCCCCGCGCCCACCCAGUUCCCCAUUCCUCAGAUCAAACUUCUGGACCCCGACGGCGUGCUGGCAGAAGCCUUGGCCAUGUUCAAGAAGGAGACUGAGAAGGAAGAGGAGGAUUGAAGCCAGUGGGGCCUGGAAGGAGGGGCACCAGCCCAGCACCUCAGAUGCCGGCUUCGAGGCACUCCCUCACCCCCGCAGGGAGGAUGCCAACGCUCGGCCCUGCCUGGGAGAUCCAAACACACGGCUCGCGACUGCUCAGACCGGUGUGGCCCACUCUGGAGGAGCCAGUGGUGUCUUGGGGUGCUCCCUUGGCACCCUCCCCCUCCCUGCACCCUUCUGGUCUUGGCCCCGGGGAGGCCAGGCUCACCCACCUGCCGUAGGGACCCUGUUCUUCCAGCCUUCGUUCUACGGCCCCCUUCCUGCAAGCUCGAGAAUAAAGGAGAACCCGGUGGUGUGAGCCCCGGGCCUGCAGAGUGGGCCGCGGUGGGGGAGCUGGGAGGGACUGCAGGUAAAGAGGGGGGAGGACCCCGCGGGCUGAGGCACCCACCUUGGGGGAGGAUGGCAGCUGCCCCCACAUCUCACACCCUGGGGUACCCCAGCAGGGGAAAGGGCCUGCAUCGGGCGAACUGGCCGGUGAGAUUGCAAUUCAAACCUGACCUGCGCCUCGGUUUAACAUGGGGACUUGCAACCCGGGAAUCCCUGGGGAGCUUUGAAAGAUGAUGAACACCCAGGUCCCAGAGAUCCCAAUUUCCUGCCUCUGGGAUGAGCCGUUUUUAUUUUUUAAAAGUUCCUCAGGGGGCCUCGAGCCCCUGGCUUAGUCUCUGUGGGACCCGAAGCAUGUGACCCCAGUUGUCCUGUCUGUAAAGACCUCAUGGGGAUGUUUUAAGGAUUUGAUAAUAAGAUGUAAUAAGGAUAAAUGACAUGUAUUGAGGCUGAUUGGGGCCAGAUGCCAGGGAAGAGCUUUGCAUAAUUCUAAUCUAGACAACAUUCCUGCGAGAUGAGGGAUUCCUGCAUAAUGGAUAAAAUGUGAGCUCUGGAGUCAGACUUGCCUGCGUGGGGUUGGGUUGCUGUGCACACUUGGGAAUGUCACCAAAUCUCCAUGUUCUGUAGGUUUCCUUGCCCAUAAUAACAGUACAGUCACAGGCUUAUGAGGAUGUAAACAAGGUGGUGGUUCUUAAUGGGGGGGGGGGGGCGAUGAUGCCUCCUUCCCGGGGGAAAUUUGGCGAUGAUGUUGAGGUAUUUCUGGUCGUCACAACUGGAAAGGGAGGUUGCUAUUGGCAUCUGGUGGGUAGAGGCCAGGAAUGCUGCUAAACCCAUUACCGUGCCCAGAUGGCCCCCCACAACAAAGAGUGAUCUGUCCCCAAUGUCAACAGUGCUUCGGGUGGGAAACCCUGAAAUUUGGUGAUGUUUCCAAAGCCCUCAGCAAGUGUCUGCAUGCAGUGACAGCUCAGUAACGGUCACUAACAUUGAGCCUGGUCGCCCUGAGACUUGGAAAUAACAUUAACUGCCAGCACUGUGCUUACAGCUUUGAAUGUCUUCUCUUCUGUGAUCCCAACAACCUGUGACAUGUCCUGCUGUUAUUAGCACCAUUUCAGAGGAGGAAACCGAGGGUCAGAGAAGCUCCACAGUUCACCAAGUUAGAAAGUGCCCAUACUCAAACUUGGUCUAUCUGCAGUGUGUAUAGAAGACCACCAUUGUAGAGAAAAAGUAGGAGUGAAGGGGUGCAUUGUUUAUGUAUAAAACACAGUACACCGGUAAGUUAAACUGGUAACGAGGUUGUCUCUGGGGGGCUGAAAACAGAGGAGGGCAAGUUUUCACUAUUGUAUCUGGAAUCAUGUUAAUGUAUUGGUAAGAAAUGUAAUACAACUGUCAUUAGAGACUGUUCUCAACCACCAGUGUUUCUGUCAGUUGCCUAGGUGUGAAGAGAGGCUGAGUUGCUUGUUAAAAACACAGAUUCCAGGGACACAACCACUUCAACUUGAAUCAGUAGCUCCCAGGGAAGGGCCUGGGAAUCUGCAUUUUACAAGCCAAUCAGGUGGUUCCUGAGUUCAGAGAAGUUUAGCAAAGAGAACAGAACCUAGGACUACUGGGCCACAGCCCAGCAAUUAUCCCAGCUGGACCCUGGGCCUCUGCAAGGGCUGGGAGGCAGAUAGCUUGGAAAAUGCCUGAAAAAUCUCCAGGCCUUCUCUGGGGACCCCUGCGGCGGGCUUCAUGUCGGAGCCCCUGCCCUGCCCCACCUGGCCCUUCCACCCCAGCCAGAGGGCCAUCCAGGGACAGGGUACCUGGUGGUAUCUGGUGAAGGGUGGAGGCGAGAAGCUGCAGCGGGGUAAAGGAUGAGAGCUUUUAAGGUCACACUUUCCAAACUGUGUUCCUCAAGAGUCUUGGGGUGCUGUGGGACCAUAUCAGGGAACAAUGAUGGGAGAGGGACAGAGGUCGGGCCUGUUGAUGAACCAACCAACUUUCACUGCAGCCAGAGUGUUUUGCUUUUAUAAAGUCACUUUACGUAUUGGAUUUCUAGAGCAGACAGGUCUCAAGGGACUAAGAGAGCCAAACCAAUAACGUAAGUGACGCUGGCCGAGGUGAGCAAGAGGGAGUGGUGGAUACUGGCAAACUUAUGCCUGGGGGAAGGUGACCACUGCUUGGCUCUCUGCAAGGUGGGCCCAGUGCUGCUGGAAAUUAGUUUUUCAAGCAACGCUAGAAUGAGCCCAUCCAUGUAAGGUUUCUGUAUGGGCUUAGGCAUUGAGCCACACUUCCCAGGUCUGAAUCCCAGCAAGUGACUUCUCUAAGCAUCAAUUCUGCCAUCUGUAAAAUGGGAGUGAUAACAACACCAGCCUCAUACGCAUGGCAAGGUUUCAGUGAACUGAUGUGUAGUGCUUAGAGACCUCACAGUGCAAUUUGAUGCACAAUCCUCAACUGGAGAAAUCGUUACAAGAAAGGACAUUAUGGGCCAAGUGGGGAAUUUGAACAUGGAUGUUAUACUAGGUACCAGCAUUGCAUCAGUGUCACAUUUCCUGAACUUGAUCAUUGAACUGUGGGGAUGCAGGAGAAUGACCUUGUUUUUAGGAGGAAGUAUUUGGGUAUCGAAGGGUCAUGAUACCUGCAACUGAAACAUAUGGUUCAAGGAAACAACUAUAUAUAUAUAUUUCACUUAAUAUUCUUGCAACUUUUCUGGAGGCUUGAAAUUUCUCAAAAUAAAAUGUUGGAAUCA